Molecule: messenger RNA, 6244 nt
Organism: Sorex fumeus (smoky shrew)
Lineage: Eukaryota; Metazoa; Chordata; Mammalia; Eulipotyphla; Soricidae
Gene: SSH2
Product: slingshot protein phosphatase 2
Exons: 16
Coding region: 278-4543 (1421 amino acids)
Biological process (GO): protein dephosphorylation; actin cytoskeleton organization; negative regulation of actin filament polymerization
Cellular component (GO): cytoplasm
Molecular function (GO): actin binding; protein tyrosine/serine/threonine phosphatase activity
Source: RefSeq, a predicted model, not a curated record
GCUCAUUGUGCCCCGCAGCUGCUGAACCGCCAGCCCGCCCGCCAGCCGCCCGCUCGGCGCUUCAGUCUGCGAGAGUCCGGCGGUGGGUGCGGAGCCUGCGGUCGUCCCCGCAGCCGCCGCCGCCGCCGCCGCCGCCUCCUCCUCCUCCUGCUCCUCCUCCCCGUUCCCCUGUUCCCUACCCCCACACCCCUUCCCCCCGAUCCCGGCUCCGUCACUCGCCCGCCCCCCCACACUCAGGAUGAGAAUGCCCUGCCCGGAACAGCCCAGCAGCUCCUAGAUGGCUUUGGUCACGGUCCAGCGGUCGCCUACCCCCAGCACCACCUCCAGCCCCUGCGCCUCGGAGGCAGACAGUGGGGAGGAGGAAUGCCGGUCACAGCCCAGGAGCAUCAGCGAGAGCUUUCUAACUGUCAAAGGUGCUGCCCUUUUUCUGCCACGGGGAAAUGGCUCAUCCACUCCAAGAAUCAGCCAUAGACGCAACAAGCAUGCAGGUGAUCUCCAACAGCAUCUCCAAGCAAUGUUCAUAUUACUUCGCCCAGAAGACAACAUCAGAUUGGCUGUAAGACUAGAAAGUACCUAUCAAAAUCGUACUCGCUAUAUGGUGGUGGUUUCAACUAAUGGCAGACAAGACACUGAAGAAAGUAUCGUCCUAGGAAUGGAUUUCUCUUCUAACGACAGUAGCACUUGUACCAUGGGCUUAGUUCUGCCUCUCUGGAGUGACACCCUCAUUCAUUUGGAUGGUGAUGGUGGGUUCAGCGUUUCAACAGAUAACCGAGUUCAUAUUUUCAAACCUGUGUCUGUGCAGGCAAUGUGGUCUGCUCUACAGAGUCUACACAAGGCUUGUGAAGUGGCCAGGAUGCAUAACUACUACCCAGGCAGUCUGUUUCUCACCUGGGUGAGUUACUACGAGAGCCAUAUCAACUCGGAUCAGUCCUCGGUUAACGAGUGGAAUGCAAUGCAGGAUGUGCAGUCCCACCGGCCUGACUCUCCGGCUCUCUUCACAGACAUACCAACAGAACGUGAGCGAACAGAAAGGCUUAUUAAAACCAAAUUGAGGGAAAUUAUGAUGCAGAAGGACUUGGAGAAUAUUACAUCCAAAGAGAUCCGAACUGAGCUGGAAAUGCAAAUGGUGUGCAACUUGAGAGAAUUCAAGGAGUUUAUAGAUAAUGAAAUGAUAGUGAUCCUUGGUCAAAUGGAUAGCCCUACACAGAUAUUCGAACAUGUAUUCUUGGGCUCAGAAUGGAAUGCCUCGAACUUAGAGGACUUACAGAACAGAGGGGUACGGUAUAUACUGAACGUCACUCGAGAGAUAGAUAACUUCUUCCCAGGAGUCUUUGAGUAUCAUAAUAUCCGGGUAUAUGAUGAAGAGGCAACGGAUCUCCUGGCAUACUGGAAUGACACAUACAAAUUCAUCUCGAAAGCAAAGAAACAUGGAUCUAAAUGUCUUGUGCACUGCAAAAUGGGAGUGAGUCGCUCUGCCUCCACUGUGAUUGCCUAUGCAAUGAAGGAAUAUGGCUGGAAUCUGGACCGAGCGUAUGACUACGUGAAGGAGAGACGCACAGUGACCAAGCCCAACCCCAGCUUCAUGAGACAACUGGAAGAAUACCAGGGCAUCUUGCUGGCAAGCAAACAACGGCAUAACAAGCUCUGGAGAUCUCAUUCAGACAGCGACCUCUCAGACCACCAUGAACCCAUGUGCAAACCAGGGCUGGAACUGAAUAAGAAGGAGAUCACCACCUCCGCAGACCAGAUUACUGAGGUGAAGACCAUGGAGAGUCACCCACCCAUACCUCCCGUCUUUGUGGAACAUAUUGUCCCACAGGAUGAAAACCAGAAAGGCCUGUGUACCAAAGAAAGAAUGAUCUGCUUUGAGUUUACUUCCAGGGAAUUUCGUGCUGGACAGAUUGAAGAUGAAUUAAACCUAAAUGACAUCAAUGGAUGCUCAUCAGGGUGUUGUCUGAAUGAAGCAAAGUUUCCUCUUGAUAACUGCCAUGCAUCCAAAGCCUUAAUCCAACCUGGACAGGUUCCAGAAAUGGCCGGCAAGUUCCCAGACUUAACAGUGGAAGACUUGGAGACAGACGCACUGAAAGCAGACAUUAAUGUCCACUUACUGCCUAUGGAAGAGUUGACAUCUCGCCUGAAAGAUCUUCCCAUGUCCCCUGAUCCUGAGUCACCAAGCCCCCAACCAAGUUGCCAGGCUGAAGUCUCAGAUUUCAGUACAGAUCGCAUUGAUUUUUUUAGUGCCCUUGAGAAGUUUGUAGAGCUCUCCCAAGAAACCCGGUCCCGGUCUUUUUCCCAUUCAAGGAUGGAGGAACUGGGAGGAGGAAGGAGUGAGACCUGUCGACUGUCAGUAGAAGUAGCCCCCUGUGAAGGGACUGCUGAUGACCAGAGAAGCAGCUCUCUGAGUAACACUCCCCAUGCAUCUGAAGAAUCUUCAAUAGAUGAGGAACAGUCAAAGGCAAUCCCAGAACUGGUCAGUCCUGACAUCUUCAUGCAAUCUCACUCAGAAAAUGCAAUUUCAGUCAAAGAAAUCAUCACUGAGAUUGAAUCCAUCAGUCAAGGAGUUGGGCAGAUUCAACUGAAAGGAGACAUCCCUUCCAAUCCUUGCCACACACCAAAGAAGAAUUGUGUCCAAGAGCUGCCCCUUGAGAAGGCCCAGACCCUGGAAAACAAACCUGGAAAUAUGGAGCAGAAUGACAAUUCCUGUCCCACCCAGCCUGAACUAGCCAAAGACUCAGGAAAGGGGGACCCUGAAGGCUGCCUAAUCCCGCACUCAUCCACAGACUUGGAAGAGGAAGAAGCAGCAGAGGGGGACCAAGAGCUCGGGGGCCAAGGGGUGCAUCCCAGUGCCAAGUGGUGCCCUGGGUCUGUCAGACGAGCCACCUUGGAGUUUGAGGAGCGGUUGCGGCAGGAGCAAGAGCACCAUGGUACUGCCUCUGCUUGUACCUCAUUGUCCACUCGCAAGAACUCCAAGAAUGAUUUUUCUGUGGCAGACCUCGCACUAAAAGGGAAGAGUGAUGAAGCCACCCUUGAACAUUCAUUGGCCCCCAAGGAACUAGAGAUGAGCAAGAGCAAAGGGAAAUGUGGUGGGGCGGCGUCUGGCUCACUCCCCGACUCUGAGCAAAAUGCCUUUGUCCCCACCACCGAGCUGCAGGCCUCUUACCCCUUACCAGUCCCCCAGGAGAGCCCAGGGCUAGAUACUAAAACCAAGCAAGAGGACGUCUUGAAGGAGCAGAGGACUCUAGUUUCCUGCCAGGGGUCUGACACAUGGGCUGUCCCUGUCCCCCUGCCCAAGAAGAUAGAAAUCAUUGAGUAUACCCAUACGGUGACGUCGCCAGAUCACACAGGCAUGAGGGGUGACAUAGCCACCCCUGAAAAGAGUGGGGAGCAAGCAACAAGGAAGGUGAAAGUGGAGAAGACCAUCACUGUUGUCUGUGCCCUGGAUGAAAAUUUGAACCAGACUCUAGGUCCCCAGCAGGUUUCUCUGCAGCCCCACGUGCUACCUCGGCCACCUCCUUCCUCCCCCGAGCACAGCAGGUGCACUGAGCCGCCCCCCACCUUGAGCAACCCCGAAGAUGGGGGCCACGGCCCCCCAGCCGCGCGGGACACAGCAGCACCUUUUGUCAGUCACACAACCCAUGUGCCGUCUGCCAGUUUGGAUUACCUACACCCCCAGACUGUGGUUCACCUGGAAGGCUUCACGGAGCAGAGCAGCACCACAGACAGCGAGCCCUCCACAGAGCCAGGCUUCGGGGAAGGCAGGCACGAGGCGCUCCUUUCUGGGGGCAAAGAGACACCCUCCAUGGGCUCCCUGUUAAGCAGUGAAGACCUAAGUUUAAUUAGCAAACUGGGUGACAGUAUCGAGGACUUAGCAGAAAAACUGGACCCGUCCCCUGGAGCCCAGCCACUCCCACACAGCUCUAGUAGUGACAGUCUAAAGGGUCUCAGCCACAGCCCCGGCAUGGUGAAGGAGCGCACUAAGGAAAUCGAGUCCCGGGUGGUUUGCCAGGCAGGGCUCCCCAAACCGUCCCAAAUGAAGCGUUCCAUGUCCCUCGCCAAGUUAGGUUACUUGGACCUGUGUAAAGACUGUCUCCCAGAAAGGGAGUGUGUCUGCUCCGAGGCCCCUCAUCUCAAACUGCUUCAGCCCUUCGUCAGAACAGACUCAGGCAUGCACACUGUAGUGGGCCCAGAGCCCCCCCAAAACACAGAUGCCUCCCAGAACCCAGAGCCCACUAAGUAUUUUGUAGAGCAACUCAAAACAACAGAGUGUAUCGCGCAGAGCAAGCCAGUGGAGAAGCCCCUGGUACAGUAUGCCAAAGAAUUUGGUUACAGUAAGCAGUGUUUGCCCCCCAGGGCAGGGCCUGAAUUGACUAGCUCUGAAGGAGGCCUUCCCUUGCUGCAGACCCAGGGGCUGCUGGGCGCACGCCCUGCUCCUGGGCUGGCUGUGGCCCCUCGUCAGCAGCAUGGCAGAACUCACCCCCUUCGAAGACUGAAAAAGGCAAAUGAUAAAAAACGGACAGCCAACCCCUUCUAUAAUACCAUUUGAUUCUGAGCCUACACAUGUGACUUUCUUAAAUCCUUGUAAAAGGGGCAGGUGUAAUAUAUUCUGAAUGUUUGGGAUCAUUCCUAGCAUCUCAGCCUCUUCGGGCUCUUUAGCAUUUUCCUGACUCUGUACUUUUAUCCCAACUGGUAAUUCCUCUUUCUCAUUUUGGGAACUACCACAAGCUCCAAGGACAGCCUGAGGAUGCCAGCCCAAGCUCUGAGGUCUCCUCCUGAUAAAGGAUCCCAGACAGAUGCUUUGGGGUAGACUUCAUGGAAAUCUUUGCCUGUUUCAUCAGAGAAUUUCAGUUCCGAAGUGAUCUAAGCAUGUUUGGUAAAGACGUUUUUGUGACGAUUGUUUAUCUUUUUCCUUUCAAGAAAGUAUUAUGCAAAAAGGGUCACUUAUAAGGGCAUUUUUUUUAUUUCAAUAAAGCCAUAAGUUGGCUUUUUUUUCUUUUCUUUUUUGGACAGCUAUUUUGUGGAUACUUUGUUUACAUUGUGAGUAUUAAAAUGUUCCUCAUCUUGACAGCCGCUCAGUCUCCCCUGCCCCUCCAGGCACCCGCACUGGCUGUCCUGUCUGUCCUCCAUGUGGUGAUCAGCCCUGGGGGGGUGAGCGGGGAACCCUGGAACCAGCUUCCAUCCGUGUCCUGCACUCCCCUCCAACACUUUGUGUGCAAAUAGUCCUUUCCUCAGUGAUGGUGGCUUCUAGUGAUGGUUAUAAUGGUGAAUGACUAGUAUCGUUUUUUCAUUUUGUUUUGCUUUUUGAUAAUAGAUGAGAUGAAAUAUUAGCGCUUUCAGCACCAAUCUAAAACCACAUUGGGCUUUGUUUUCCCUGCCAAACUAAAAAAGAUCAAGGCAUGCCUUGGCAUAAAUGUAUUUGCUUCAACUCAACCAGCGCCCAUAUUUGGAAAAAAAACCUUCUGCGAAAGCAGAAGGCUCACACUCCUUACCCUUCUCCCAGGGACGGGGUCCCUCGAUGCCAUGGAGAGCCAAUGCCAGGUGCUUCUGUGCCUUUCCAGCCUGGAGUGGAGGGUGACUGGGCUCCUCUUGUGAAAACAGCACCAGCCUCACUUUCUCUACCCCAGAGAUCUAGGACAGGCUUUCUAGACUGGAAUUGUCCUUCAUCAACUUGAAGUUGCCCCCUGGAGGUGUGGCUAGUGCUGCCAUCUUCAUCCCCACAGUAGCACUGGGGGCAGCAUCCUAUGUGCACAGAAAGAGCUGAUGCCCAAAUUGAAAACUGCAGAACUGGCCCUGAGUGAUUCCCAAUCAAUAAGCCCACAGGAAAUUGUUUGUUAUAUUGGAUUUUGAUUUGCUUGGCAUAGCUUAAGGUGCCUUUUCUUUUCCUUUCUUAUUUUUUUUAAUAGCCUUUCUUUGUAGGGCUUGUUUUAAAUAUGGAAAACAAGUCCACAAAACUCUCCCACUGACUGUUACCUUUGCCCCAGGCUACCCCAAACUUUUAUGCUCACAUUUUAUUAAAUAAAGCAGGUGCUCCCUGGAAUCUCUGGGACCUUUUUGAGGCAUUUGAAGCAGAAUAUAAAGAGUGGUCUCAUCUCCUUCCUUAAUCUUCUUGGUGGUCGGGAUGUUCCACUUGUAUCAUAGAUUUUUUUAUUACUGAUGUGCUCCGCUGUUUUUAAAUGUGAACUUGUGCGCAAAUGUGCAGAUUCAAUGUUCUUGUUACAGAUUGAAUAAAUUUUUAUUUUGAAGAUGA